Molecule: messenger RNA, 525 nt
Organism: Ordospora pajunii
Lineage: Eukaryota; Fungi; Microsporidia; Ordosporidae
Product: ubiquitin-conjugating enzyme
Exons: 1
Coding region: 1-525 (174 amino acids)
Biological process (GO): DNA repair; protein polyubiquitination; proteasome-mediated ubiquitin-dependent protein catabolic process
Cellular component (GO): HULC complex
Molecular function (GO): ubiquitin conjugating enzyme activity
Source: RefSeq, a predicted model, not a curated record
AUGUCUACGCCUGCAAAAAGAAGACUCAUGAAGGACCUAAGGACAGUCAGAACAAGCUUAGAUAAGACAAUAUUUGCAGAGCCACUCGAGGAUGACCUAAUGACAUGGGUAGCCGUGGUGCUUGGCCCUGAGGAAACCCCGUUUGAGUCAGGGACAUUCAGCUUGGUACUCAAGUUUCCCGAGACGUAUCCUCAAGACCCCCCAAAUGUAAAGUUCAUCUCGGAAAUGUUCCAUCCGAACAUUUAUCCAAGUGGCGAUCUUUGCCUGGACAUACUAAACAACCGCUGGAACCCAAGCUAUGAUGUCAUGGGGGUUCUCAUCUCGAUCCAAUCGCUACUCAACGACCCAAACACAAAGUCGCCUGCAAACCUGGACGCUGCUUCUCUUUUCGCGUCGGAUCCUGAUGCAUAUGCAAAAAGAGUCAGGCAGUUGGUUGUGAAAAGCUGGAUCGACGUGGAAUUGCAAGCACAGAAGGACGAACCUAAAAAUAGCAUAUCAACUAGCACAGCAAACAGCGAUCCAUAA